Molecule: messenger RNA, 2403 nt
Organism: Aethina tumida (small hive beetle)
Lineage: Eukaryota; Metazoa; Arthropoda; Insecta; Coleoptera; Nitidulidae
Product: protein PF3D7_1417600
Exons: 10
Coding region: 66-2351 (761 amino acids)
Source: RefSeq, a predicted model, not a curated record
UUUGCUCAGAAUCUAUUCUAAUCUUCCAGAAAAUCCGUAAUAUAAAGCAAUAAUUCAAAGUAAUAAUGAUAACCCCCAGCACAUUUACUCAAGAUAUCGGUAAACGAACCCUUCAGGCAUUAACUGCCGCAGUCGAAAAAAAUCAAAAAAGCUCACAGGGAUGCAGGAUAGAUGAACUUUUAAAAAAAUACAAACUUUUGAAAAGACAAAAAGAAGAAUAUGACGAAACAGGGAGAGUCUUACCACUAAGUAGCUUUGCGGAUGAUUCCGAACAAAAAGAAAAUGAAGUACCAGGGACUGCAAAAUAUCAUGAGCGCCCCUCUCGAAGAAGGAGAAGUCCUCGAGCUUUGCGCUGCAGUAAUACCACAACAAGGUCCGAUGUAUCCGAGAUCAAACAAGAGCAAGGGUCGAUUAUUGAUGUACCAGGACAAGAAGUUAGCGAAUCAGACCUUCCAAACUUUAAAGAAGGACAACUACCAUCUGCUAAACCCAACAAAAAACUCGAAGUCAAGCAACAAGGUGAGGCUGUCCUUCGGCGUACUACACGAAGUAAAGCAAAGAAAAACAAGGAAGUAUUAACUCCAGACCCAAACUCAGCUAUUUUACCAUCCCGUGUUACACGAUCUAAAUCUGCCAAAUUUCCGUCACAGACUUUGAAUAUUGUAACUGAGGAAUCAGCUCAACACUCAAUUAGUUCAUUAAUUCGUGUUACGCGAACCAAAUCUUCCAAAUAUAUCUCAGGGAUUUCAAAAAUUGAAGAGUCAACUCAGGACUCAAAUAAUGAUAUUGGUUUACCAACUCGUAUCACACGAAGUAAAUCUUCCACAUAUGCUCAACUAAUUUCGAAGACAGGAAUUAAAGAAUCAACUCAGGGUUCAAAUAAUGGGGUUAGUCCACCCACUUCUGCCACACAAUCAAUAUCUACCAAAUUCACGUCAAGAAUAAUUAAGAAUACAAUUGAAAAGCAGGUCAUUCCUCAAUGUGAUUUACAAAAUAAUAGUAAACCACAAUCAUCUCUUAAGUCAACGUUUAAAGGGAUGCAGAAAAAUAAGAAAAAUGGCGAUAAGCCCGAAUCGGAUAUCGAGAUUUCGAAGAUUGUAACUAAAGGAUUAACUCAAGAGUCUAAUGAUGAAACUAAUUUAUCAACUCGUGUCACACGAAGCAAAUCUUCCAAACAUGUGAAACAGAUUUGGAAGACUGGAAUUAGUAAACCAAUUAAAAAUUCAAAUAAUGGAACUAGUUCGACAACCAAAAUCACGACAAGGAUAAUGAAGAGUACAAUUAAAAAGCAGGGUAUUCCUCAAUAUAAUUUACAAAACAGUAAUAAACCACAAGCAUCUCGCAAGUCGACAUUUAAAAAGACGCAAAAAAAGAUAAAUGGCGAAAAAGUUGCAAAAGACACGAAUUUACAGAUUAUGAUUCCAAAGAACGAUAAUAGGCACUUAAAAAAGUCGCAGUCUAAAACCUCAAACGAAAAUAAUUUCAUCGCUACUUCUGAGACUAAAUCUAAGACACCUGAGAAAAACAAGAAGGAUGAUUUAAUGGCCGACCCCAAAAUAGAGGGAUCUUUGCUUAAAAAUACAACAUACGCACCACAAAAAGAAACAUCCACAAUAUUGAAUGGUCGAGUGGUUAAUUCUACCAGCAAGAUACCAAGGUUAACUAGUCGGUUUAACAAUAAGAUGUCUUCUACAGACAAAUCAGUUUCUGCAUUGAAUGGAUCAAAAUAUGUGAAAACACCGCAGCAGGACAACGCUCUGAAAAAUGUACAGACUGAAGGAAAAAUGAGAAAAUGGGAAGAGAAACAAUCAAAAAUCCAAAAGCAACGGGAGCAACAGGAGAAUAAGAGAAUUCUGUUACUUGAACAACAGAAAAUUAAAGAGGAACGACUGAAGCAAUUCAUUUCGCAAAAAAAUGAGAAACGGAAAAAGAUGUAUGAGAAAGUGGAACGCAAAAGACGUCACACCAAAGAAAAAGCAAACACCAUCAAAAAGCAGAGGCAGUUUGAGAAAGAACGAGAAGAACAACCUGAGUAUAUGAUCUCAGAAACACCCUUAAUAGAUAUUGAUGCCUACUCUGACGAUGAAUAUCCUAGUGUUAACAAUUUUUUGUGGAAUUCUGAAAAGGAAAUGCAAGAAGCAUUAUUUAUGCAAGGUCCUUAUGAAAAGAUCUUUAAUAACACAUUAUUUUCCUAUGGCCAGCCAAAUCUGAAAGAGAUAUUCGUAAUCAUUGAUCCUAAAAAAUUGGAGAGAUCGUCCAGUGCUCUUUGGCAGAAAUGUCCACGUUGCAUGUUAAAGUCUCCAGCUGAUCAAAUAUCAAUUGUGGAAGAUGAAGAGGAUGAUUCGAAUUAGCAAUUUAUAUACUAUUUACUUAUUUAUUAUUUACUUAUAUUUUUUAUAAUUU